Messenger RNA from Emys orbicularis (European pond turtle), 1605 nucleotides. It is a transcript of the gene FRK, whose product is annotated as fyn related Src family tyrosine kinase. Gene Ontology annotation, cellular component: extrinsic component of cytoplasmic side of plasma membrane. The record is from RefSeq and is a predicted model, not a curated record. NCBI's taxonomy places the organism in Eukaryota, Metazoa, Chordata, Testudines, Emydidae. The transcript has 8 exons. Bases 1 to 1605 code for a protein of 534 amino acids. Gene Ontology annotation, molecular function: non-membrane spanning protein tyrosine kinase activity; ATP binding; signaling receptor binding. Gene Ontology annotation, biological process: protein phosphorylation; cell surface receptor protein tyrosine kinase signaling pathway; innate immune response.
AUGGGGAACUUUUGCCGGAAACAUUGCACUUGGAUGCAGCGGUGUGCCCCUUGGCUCUUCCAAGAGAGUGAUGGCGGACAGGGAGAGAGAUAUAAGACGGGGAUGGGCCAAGAUAACCUGGGCUGGUCGGGAGAUGACUGCCAGACAGAGAAUACUUCUCAGAUAACAACAAAGAAAGAUGUGACUAGAAUUCCUUUGCCCAAGCCCAAGAACCACCACAAGUUUGUAGCACUUUUUGAUUAUCAGGGCCGCACUAAGGAGGACCUGAGCUUCCGAGCUGGAGAUAAACUCGAAGUGCUGGAUACAUCUCCGGAGGGCUGGUGGUAUGCUAGCCUCCUCCUGGACAGUGGAUCAACACGGCCUGGACAGAAGCUCCGUGGCUACAUCCCUGCCAACUAUGUAGCUCCUGAUCAGAGCGUUGAGGCUGAACCAUGGUUUUUUGGACCAGUCACGCGAGCAGAUGCAGAGAAACAACUGUUGUGCCCUGAAAAUCAGGAAGGAGCUUUCCUAAUCCGAGAAAGCGAAAGUAAAAAAAGCGAAUUCUCCCUUUCAGUCUUUGAUGGAGCAGUUGUGAAACACUACAGGAUCCAACAGGAGGCUGGAGAAGGCUUUUUUCUUAGCAAAAAGAAUAUUUUUAAAACAUUGAAUGGUUUUGUUGACCACUACACCAAUAACAGCGAUGGCCUCUGUGUAAAGCUCAGGAAGCCCUGUAUAAAGAAAAAAGUUCCUGCUCCUUUCGAUUUGUCAUACAAAACCGCAGACCAGUGGGAGAUAGACCGAAAUUCUCUGAAACUGUUGAAAAAAUUAGGUUCUGGUCAAUUCGGUGAAGUGUGGGAAGGUCUCUGGACUAAUACCACGCCAGUGGCAAUCAAAACAUUAAAACCAGGUUCAAUGGAUCCAAAGGACUUCCUGAGGGAGGCACAAAUAAUGAAGAACCUUAGACAUCCAAAGCUUAUUCAGCUCUAUGCGGUUUGCACUUUAGAGGAUCCAAUUUAUAUUAUUACUGAGCUGAUGAGACAUGGAAGUCUGCUAGAAUACCUCCAAAAUGAUGCAGGUUCACAGGUCCAUCUGCCUGAACAAAUAGACAUGGCAGCUCAGGUUGCCUCAGGUAUGGCUUACCUGGAAUCCCAGAACUAUAUCCACCGGGAUUUGGCGGCCAGGAAUGUCCUUGUGGGCGAACACAAUGUUUACAAAGUGGCAGAUUUUGGACUUGCAAGAGUUUUUAAGUUAGAAAAUGAAAAUGUAUAUGAAGCUAAACAUGAAACGAAACUCCCUGUGAAAUGGACAGCCCCUGAAGCGAUCCGCUCCAAUAAAUUCAGCAUUAAGUCUGAUGUGUGGUCAUUUGGAAUACUUCUCUUUGAAAUAAUCACCUAUGGGAAGAUGCCUUAUUCUGGUAUGAUGGGCUACCAAGUAAUCCAGAAGCUGGAUAAAGGAUACAGAAUCCCUCAACCAGCUAACUGCCCAGAUAAGCUCUAUAACAUUAUGCUGGAGUGCUGGAAUGCAGAGCCCAAAGGACGGCCCACUUUUGAAACAUUGCACUGGAAACUGGAAGAUUAUGAUAUGGACUCUACAUCCUAUAUUGAUGCAAAUGCUUUUGUAAAAUGA